UCCAAACGCAGGUUUCUACCGUGGUUCCUACCGGAAGUGACGUCACUCGCUGCGUCGCGUCUUCUUUUUGUCGUGUGGUAGCAGCAACCAGAGCCAUCAAAGAUGACUACAGCUGCAAGACCGACAUUUGAGCCGGCGAGAGGAGGGAGAGGUAAAGGAGAAGGUGGAGGUGAUUUGAGUGCCCUUUCUAAGCAGUAUUCCAGUCGAGAUCUUCCAGGUCACACAAAGAUCAAGUACAGGCAACCUACCCAGGAUGCCCCAGAGGAGGUGCGUGCCCGUGACUUCCGCAGGGAGCUGGAGGAGAGGGAGCGUGUAGUUGCACGUGAAAAGACCAGAGAAAGGGGACCAAGAGAGCACACCACAUCAUCAUCAUCUUCGUCGUCAUCUUCAAAGAGGCCCAGACUGGAUCAGAUCCCAGCAGCCAACCUUGAUGCUGAUGACCCUCUCACUGAUGAUGAUGAGGACGAGGACUCUGAGGAGGACAGUGAUGACGAUGACACUGCAGCUCUUCUGGCAGAACUGGAAAAGAUCAAGAAAGAGCGAGCCGAAGAGCAAGAACGAAAGGAGCGGGAGCAAAAGGCAGAGGAGGAGAGGAUUCGCAUGGAGAAUAUCUUGAGUGGCAAUCCAUUGAUCAAUUUGGCAGGGCAGCAGCAGCAGCAGCUACAGCAGCAGCAGCAACAGCAGAUGACCCAGAGUCAGAAUACCUUCAGAGUGAAGAGAAGGUGGGAUGAUGAUGUUGUUUUCAAAAAUUGCGCCAAAGGAGUCGACGACCGGAAGGAGAAACGCUUUAUCAAUGACACACUUCGCUCUGAGUUCCACAAGAAAUUUAUGGAAAAAUAUGUAAAGUAAAGAACUGUGUCUGUUAACGUUAUUAUUGUUGUUUUUUUUCAUCUCAUCUCUUUGGUCUCCGCCCUACUGUUGCCCUCUGGCCCAAAAACAAUGGAUGGUAUUUAGAUACAUUCUGUACUCAUGCGUUAGAAUGUGUACAGCCAGCACAUACAAUGUUGUAUAUAAAUGAGUUGGUGAGGUCAUCCUUUAAAUAAAGCUCAUGAAAAGGUGAUUGAAA
Messenger RNA from Anoplopoma fimbria (sablefish), 1066 nucleotides. It is a transcript of the gene cwc15, whose product is annotated as CWC15 spliceosome associated protein homolog. Lineage: Eukaryota; Metazoa; Chordata; Actinopteri; Perciformes; Anoplopomatidae. Gene Ontology annotation, molecular function: RNA binding. The record is from RefSeq and is a predicted model, not a curated record. The transcript is spliced from 7 exons. Gene Ontology annotation, biological process: mRNA cis splicing, via spliceosome. Gene Ontology annotation, cellular component: catalytic step 2 spliceosome. The coding region runs from base 103 to 849 and encodes 248 amino acids.